AUGAAGUUUUCCACUGUCGCUCUUUUGUCCGCUGUCACCGCCGGUGCGCUCGCUGCCCCAGCUGCUGUUACUGUUACGGAACAUGUACACAACCAAGCCACCGUCAUGGUCAAAGGUGUAGUCUACGUCACUGACGGGCAGACUAUGACCACUUUUGCAACGGUCGUUGCAGACGACAACACUGCUGCUACUCCUGCACCUACCGCUACCCCAGCCGUGAAACAGGCUUUGAACGAUGCGGACUUUGAGUCCCCAACCACCGUCGCUGCUACUGAUGCUGCCACUCCAACGACGGAAGAUGCCACUACCAUCGCUCCUGCCACUACUACCGUUGCUCAACAGGCCGCCACGACCACCCAAUCUUCGAACAGCGGACUAUCUGAUUUCGCUAACGAGCUGUUGAACGAACAUAACGCCAAGAGAGCCCUGCAUCAGAAUACCCCCUCUCUAACCUGGUCCGAUGAAUUGGCCAGCUACGCGCAAAACUACGCUAACAGUUACGACUGUUCAGGUAACUUGGUCCACUCUGGUGGGCCAUACGGUGAAAACCUUUCCCAAGGUUACGGUAUUGCUGGUGCAGUGGAUGCGUGGUACGAUGAGAUCUCUCAAUACAACUACGGUAACCCAGGUUUCAGCGAGAACACUGGUCAUUUCACCCAAGUUGUCUGGAAGAGCACUACCCAAGUUGGUUGUGCCUCUAAGAGCUGUGGGAGUUACUGGGGUGACUACGUCAUCUGUUCUUACCAGUCUGCUGGGAACUUCGGUGGUCAAUACGCUGACAAUGUCCAGCCAUUGGCUUAA
Molecule: messenger RNA, 801 nt
Organism: Huiozyma naganishii CBS 8797
Lineage: Eukaryota; Fungi; Ascomycota; Saccharomycetes; Saccharomycetales; Saccharomycetaceae
Gene: PRY2
Product: sterol-binding protein
Exons: 1
Coding region: 1-801 (266 amino acids)
Cellular component (GO): extracellular region
Source: RefSeq, a predicted model, not a curated record